CUUCUCAUCCUGGCGAAACACUAACAGCCGAUAUCUCUUGAACGGUUUGGGGGCACAUAAAUUACCUAUUAAUAUAUAACUUGUGACGGUUCGUGCCUGGGACGAUCGUUCGAGGUUAUCGGGCUAUGCUUUGCUGACGUUACUCUUAUUAUUUUUCGCGGAAUCUUUCCCCGACCGUCUUAAUAUUUCUCCUGGCCCGAGAGGCUGAAACUGCAGUUCAUUUUGAAAUCAGACGGUUGUUUCUUGCUAUUUUUUAUCUCUAUCUCGUCAUGUUAUGAUAUUAGACCUCGUGAGACGUGACGGAUUGUAUGUUGUAAGGUUGACAGAUUUUACAGCACGGUCAAUUCGGAUUUCCCCCUGAAAUCUCCUCCUGAUUCAGGCAUCCCCCCUGUCUACUUAGCUACCUAGGUACGCUUUUCCCCCCCGCAGACCAGGAUCCCGGGUAGCUACCCUCCGCGUCUUGGGAGCACUACGCACUACUGUAAGCCCUGCCGCUCCCCGAUCCACACCAGCUAAGGGAGAAGGGGAACAACGGAGAGACCCCUUAUUCAACCACAUAAUGCCGACAUACCUUUGCCACGGUUUCCGUUGGCAUCGCCGAAGUAUUCGGUAUUUUGUUGUAAUUCAGAAUGUCGACGAAGCAUCCCCCGAUUGGAUAGUCGCGCACCAGAGCUCCGUCGCGCUGCUCGACCAAUUCUACGAGCUAUUCGACUUCUUACCGCCCUGCUCCCAUCCAGUCCGAAAUCCGUUUCCUUUGCCUACUUACGACCCGAUACGACCCCCGACGAGCAAUGGCCACGCGCAUUCGCGCACGCGAUCAUACGCUAGUCAAGGGAAUAAAGAAAAAGACAUAAUAUUCGAAAAUGGCGAUGCGAGGAAUACUAGCAGUCAGCCGAGCACACGAUCCAAUCGGAGUAAGUCCGUGGGCCAACCGACGGCUACGAACACGAUAUACGAAGAUAUGAUAUCACCAUUAGAACCGCCGUCUCCGGUCCUCGACGAGAGUAUACCGUUUAAUGACUGGUCUGUGGUAAAAUUUAUAGAAGAGUUCGACCCGACGGAUUUGUCCGUGGUUAGUGGACCAUGGGCUUACGUGGCGGACUACGUAGUGCGCAUAGACACGUCGGUCUCGGUUACGGAGGAAAUAAAUCGUUAUGAGGCACGAAUGAAGACUCAUCCUUAUAAAUCCAUGAGCGGUGCGAGCGACGAGGGUGGACGCAGGAUAAAUACAAUUGGCAAUAGAAGGGCCGGUUGGUUCGAAAAACUACGUGAUCAAUUACAAAGAAGCGAGAGUAUACGGUGGUACGUCGUCGUUUGCGGGGACGAGGAGCGCGCCGGGGCUGAAUUAGAAGAAUCUGAAGAGGUGGAAAACAAGACAAAUGGCCAAUCUUCACGGCAAGGUCUAUCUUCAAUUCGCGGUUUCGUCGAGAAUGGAUUUGAAUUCCGACUUCCGGAAUUCCUAGUAUCGUCACCGCGGACAUCCGAGCAGGGACCGAGACGGCGGAGAAUGAGAAAGGAAGCAGCUAAACAAGACUCAACCGCACCAGCUGUAGGUCAGCAGCAGGCGAUACCUCCUCCACCCGCUCCAAUUCAGGUUGUUCAUAAAAUGCCGGCGGAUAACGGGGUAAAACACAAGAGUUCCUUAUCCAGCGGCGGACUCAGAAGAUUGUUCUUGAGGCGGAAACCAGAUGGUCCAACGUGAAGCAUACCUCCAUAACACGAGCCGUGGGUCCAUCCUACCUUUCCACAUAUAUAAGGCCCUCGGUACCCCAGAGCCAAUGCAAAGGACCCUACCAAAUGGUGCACUAUUUAUUGCCGAGACCGCCAUUAUCAUGUUCGUGCCAUCAGUA
Messenger RNA from Hypoxylon trugodes, 1850 nucleotides. RefSeq lists its product as uncharacterized. Bases 560 to 1702 code for a protein of 380 amino acids. The transcript has 2 exons. The record is from RefSeq and is a predicted model, not a curated record. NCBI's taxonomy places the organism in Eukaryota, Fungi, Ascomycota, Sordariomycetes, Xylariales, Hypoxylaceae.